Messenger RNA from Meloidogyne enterolobii, 456 nucleotides. The record is from the annotation of a GenBank genome assembly. NCBI's taxonomy places the organism in Eukaryota, Metazoa, Nematoda, Chromadorea, Rhabditida, Meloidogynidae.
AUGGAGAAGUAUUGGGGAAAUAUUAAAGGAAGAUUAAUUUCAAAAAAUGAAGAUGGAGGAAAUAGAAAAGUUGAAAAUGAUUUGUACUAUUUUUUAAUUGAAAUAUUAAAAGUAAUAGAUGGAAAGCUCUUAUUAGAUAAGGAAACAUUUGGAAAAAUCAAAGAAAAUUUGUAUUUGGAAAAGAUUUCGAAAUAUUUUGUGGAAUAUAGCAAAAUUAAUUUUGAUGUAUUAACCGAAAUUCAGAGACAAUUUGUCAAAGAAAUUUGUAAAGUAGAAGAAAAGGAAAUUUUGGAUGAAUGGGUAUUAAAAAUAGAAAAAAGAAUUAAAGAGCUAAAACAAAUGAAUGAACAGUUAGAUAUAGGUUUGUGUUCUAGAGGGAGGGUGUAUUGCAGGGAUAGCGCCGACAGAAAAUCAAAUUCCCAAAUUUCGGGAAUCGUAAAUUCGCGAAAAUUUUGA